This is a messenger RNA of Hippocampus zosterae (dwarf seahorse), 2625 nucleotides long. RefSeq names its product TRAF3-interacting protein 1-like. Bases 399 to 2267 code for a protein of 622 amino acids. Gene Ontology annotation, cellular component: ciliary basal body; axoneme; intraciliary transport particle B. Gene Ontology annotation, molecular function: microtubule binding. Gene Ontology annotation, biological process: cilium assembly; regulation of microtubule cytoskeleton organization; intraciliary transport. The record is from RefSeq and is a predicted model, not a curated record. NCBI's taxonomy places the organism in Eukaryota, Metazoa, Chordata, Actinopteri, Syngnathiformes, Syngnathidae. The transcript has 12 exons.
AUUUUUUUUCUGAAAAAAAAAAUGAAUUAAAAUCAAGAUACAAAAAUACAUGUGAAAACAAAUAAUAAUAAAAUACAGGUAAAAAAUAAAUUCAAACGUACAUUGUAGCUUAUUGUUCACUUGACUUCCACGAUAUUGUUUUUGGCCAAUUGAAGCUAUAAGUCUGUUAUGAAAAAUAAAUUCCUAUUUUAAACAUUGAAAAAUGACAGAUUAUACGUGGAUAACUUGGCACUCUCCAAUGAAGAUCAUUUCGUGCGUGAUGUGGCAGCAUGACGUCACGAGCCAUUAACGUGACGAAAUAAAGUCGAAGUAAUUAUUUUCAGUUGCAGUUUAGUGAUCUCAGAAUAAGUCCAUAAAAAAGAAAGAAAACAGCGAGUAUUUGUUGGUCAAAUAUAAUAAUGGCCGCCGUCAACAGUUUAGUCAUCAAAAAAACGCAAAGUACGCUGGGCAAAGUGAUAAAGAAACCGGCUCUCACUGACAAACUGCUCAGCAAACCGCCGUUUCGAUACCUGCACGACAUCUUUACCGAGAUCAUCAGGACCACCGGCUUUCUGAAAGGCUUGUACAAAGACAAUGAAUUGAAGUCAGAAUGCAUCAAGGACAAAGAGAUGAAGAUGGCGUUCCUUCAGAAGGCCAUCGACGUUGUGGUGCUGGUCACCGGGGAGCCCCUUGCGGUCAGACCGGCACAUAUCGUCGCCGGUCAUGAGCCCGAGAAGACCAACGAGCUCCUGCAGGCCAUUGCCAAGUGCUGCCUAAGCAAGAUGUCCAGUAAGGAGGCUGUGAAGAGAGUUCUUGCGGGAGAGAGGCUGGACGUGAGGGCCAAGGACAGUGCGGUGAAAUCCCAAGACAAGGACGCCGCGGAGGGACGCCAAGCGCAGCCUGACAGAGAGAAGAAGACGACGACGGAGCAGAGCGACAGCGGGGCCGAGAAGGCGCCGGAGCCGCUCAGAGAGCAGGACAAGCACCGGCGAGACGGCGAGAGGGAACAACGCCCCGACAGGGAGCCUUCGGCCAAGAACCACCGGCGGGAGCAGGACUUCGCGAGAGACGGCGAGCAAGAAGACAAGAGUCGCCAACGCCAGCGAGACAAGGCUAACGAGGACGCCGCGCUAAGUGGAGAAAGGGAGCGAGAAAAGGAGAAAAGUCAAGCCAAGGAAAGCGGCAAGCCCAGAGAGAAAGAGAGGGACAAGUCAAGAAGCUCGGAAAGCGAGCGACGCAAGACGUCUUCGUCACGGACCGAAAGUCCGCCGAGAACCAGUCAGCCGUCGUCCGCCAAAGGGCCAAGGAGGAAAAACACUUUGGGAGAUGAAUCCAACAGCGAAGUUGGCGACACUCGUCAGGAUGCGAGUCCUCCUAACAAGGAAAGCGGAGACGCUGCCGAUUGCUCACUUUCAUCAGACGUGGCCUCCAGCAACAACCGCCCGGCGCGGCCCAGCAGCGCCCGUCCGGCUCCCCCUAGAGUCAAGAAACAGGAGAGUUCGGCUGAAGCGCUUGCGCCCGACAGGCUGUCCAGUGGCAAGUCGGCGGUCAUCAGGGAAGGAAAGAAGCGAUCUGACGACGAGGAGGAUGAGCAGUUCCUGGUGGCAGAGGCGGCCCAUGACCCCGCGGACCAGGUCGCUGAUCACGUGCCCCCCCCGAGCGCAACCCCCAAAGGAGAUUUUGUUGUUGUUGUUGUGUGUGUGAGUCAUCCAGUGUCUUUCCUCUCCCAGGAAUCUGCACAAGACUUCAGGAGUGAAGAAAAACACGGUAGGUGGUUUUCCGUUUUUCGGUUUUCUAUCCGACUGUCUUGCCUAAUGAGAGUUUCCAUUUAUGCAGGCGGACUCGUGAAAAAGAUCCUCGAGACCAAAAAAGACUACGAACCCUCGCCGAACUCCAAUAAAUCCAAAGAGUCGGCGUCGGAGGAAGCGCGGAAGAAAGAGCAGGACCAGGUGACGCGGGAGAUCGAGCGCCUGCGCGCCUCCAUCCAGUCGGUGUGUCAGAGCGCGCUGCCUUUGGGCAAGAUCAUGGACUACGUGCAGGAGGACAUCGACGCCAUGCGGGCCGAGCUGCACGGCUGGCGCAGGGAAAACAAAGAGCACGCGCAGGAGUUGAUGCGGGAGCAGAAAGUCACCGACCAGGCGGUGGAACCACUCAAGGCGGAACUGGGCGAGCUGGACCAGCAGAUGAAAGAUUACCGGGACAAAAUCUGCGCCGUGAGGUCCAACAUCCUGACCAAUGAGGAAAACAUCCAGAAGAAGUUGGCCGCCAUCAUCUCUUCCAGAUCCUGAAAGGACAACGGAGGGCUUAAGGAGCAGUAGUCAUCCCCCGGGCGCAUGGCCACAAACGUUGCGGAGCAAUCCGGACGAAUUUUCGGGCCCAUGGCGGCAGACUCGAGUCAAUUAGUGGAGCUCGAGAGUUCAAAGCAAACACGGUGAAGCGGCGUUUGGGUGUUGCGCCGCGCACCGAUGGAAGACGCCGGCAACGGAAGUGAAUUGUGCUCGUUUUUUGUGGAAGCUCGCUUUGUGGACUUAUACAACGCGGCGGUCGUGUCGCAAAUGUGCCGCAGAAAUGCCGCCGAUCUCCUUUGUUUGUUUUCGUGGAAUCUCUCAAUAAAUGAGAGACCGCCGCGGCGACGGUCAACAUUCU